AUGGAAGAUUUAAAUGUUUCUCAACAUCAAGUUAAUUUAAGGCAAGAUAUUGGCAUAAAAUUCAUUGAAAUAUCAACUGAACAUUUUUUAAAUACCUCACACAUGAGCCAAGAUAUUGAGAAUUUAGGCCUGAAAAACACUGGAAAACAAUAUGAUAAUCCCAAAUUAAGCUCAAAAUUGUGUGAAUGGAUGAUAAAAAUUAUAUUUGAGUAUGACUGUGGGAAGGUUAAUGUUAAUGGGAAAUUGUGCUGUUCCCUUAUAAAUCUUCAAGAAUUUAUAAAAUAUCUAUUACUCUACUCAAGAGAUAAACAGAUGUAUAUUAAAUUUAAUGUACCAAAAUUUCUAAUGUUAGAUCUUGAAAAUCUUCAACAGGAUAGUGUGUUACAGCCUAAGAUUCCUCAAAAAAGAUUAAUGGGAUCUAAUCCUGGAAUCCUCGAGAAGAUCAAAAGACUGUGUAAUAGUAACCCAAAUGCAGUUCAAACAACAAAUGAACCCACCAUACAAGUGGUUACCAAUCUCUCUUCUAGGCUCCUGGAUCGAGGUGUGAGUGGAUUAUCCGAAGUUUCAUCUGUAGAACCUCAUCAAAGCUGUUCAAUACCCCAAGGAACGCCCAUAGGAAGUAGUUACUCACCUGGCCGCGUCAUUAGAAGUGACAAGCUCAUAUCAUCCAAUGGGUACUACAUGUAUGCUUACGGUGUCAAUUAUUCCUACAAGCUCACUGAAACCCCUGGUGGUGGAACUGAUAGUUCAACUUCUAGUGGCUCUUCAACUACAACGGCUGCUGAUGGCUCUGAAAUAAUUGGACAUCCACCGCCGAAAACAAUCGAAUAUUACAAGAUGGAGCAUAUGACAGUGUUUGGGAAAGAUAAAGAAUUUGUAGUGUGUAAACUGGUCAAUGAUGAGUACACUGAGCACCAUCACGAGAUCCCACCAAUCAGAUUCUACCGUAGAGUCAAUGGUAAAUUUAUCCUCAUACGUCCUAAGCAUUAUGAAAUACAAUUACGUAUUGUAGGUGAAAUGCAAAUGGUCUUCAGACUAAACGACGAGUCGGAAUGCGUUAAAGUAAUGUUCGGUGAUGAAAUUGUUUGGGUCAAUCCACCCAACAGUAAAUCCUUUGUCGUCACACUACUAUACAAUUUGACAGAUUACAGCAUAGUGUUGGAGACUAAUGUAUUGAUAAAGUGCACAAAAGUGAAUAAUCAAUGGGUAAAUAAAACCCAGAGACCGUUUUAUGUAAGGCAUUAUGCUGACGAUGCGAUGGGUGACUUUAUACCAGUUUACAUUGAAAACGUUACCAAAACCAACAGUAAACACAAGUACACGUUGGAUUACAGAGGUGUACCGAACAUUGAACUCGUGAAAUAUUAUGAUAAAAUUAUUUGGAAAAGGGAACCUGAUCAAGCCUUCCCCAAAACCAUGAUCUGCUCCACCUUCAGACAUACCACCUUCUCUUUCAAAUUCGAUGAUAAACCCACUGUAUCACAUUCAUAAUUCAACCACAGUGUUCAGGGAGUCCUUCGUCAGGGUGACAGUGGGACCGUCAAACUCAGCCCUGUGCUAGAGUAAUUUGUAAUGUUAGUUCCGGUGAAAUUAAACCAGUUUACGUUGUUUACACAAGUUAUUGUAGGAAUGAGGUUAUUUUUGAGGGGAAGCCCUUUUGACAAGGUCGGGACUUCCCAGGUUCUUCUUGGAGACGCUCAGAAAUCCUCCUGAAAUCACCUUUCACAGAAGUGACUAGGGUCAAACUGGCCAUUCUGGAGUCUAGAGUUUAGACAUAUGGACUCACCAGAUUCAGACACUCUAAAACUUCAGUCUGGUGAUACACAUACCGUGAACUCCGACCCUGGUCAAUGUGCUCCACUGCAACUAUACUCGCCUCAAUCUACUAUAUAUAUACCA
Theileria parva strain Muguga is the source of this 1899-nucleotide messenger RNA. RefSeq lists its product as uncharacterized. The transcript has a single exon. The coding region runs from base 1 to 1491 and encodes 496 amino acids. NCBI's taxonomy places the organism in Eukaryota, Apicomplexa, Aconoidasida, Piroplasmida, Theileriidae. The record is from RefSeq and is a predicted model, not a curated record.